This is a messenger RNA of Malaclemys terrapin pileata, 1807 nucleotides long. It is a transcript of the gene YIPF4, whose product is annotated as Yip1 domain family member 4. The transcript has 6 exons. Gene Ontology annotation, cellular component: trans-Golgi network; membrane. Bases 133 to 894 code for a protein of 253 amino acids. Gene Ontology annotation, biological process: endoplasmic reticulum to Golgi vesicle-mediated transport; vesicle fusion with Golgi apparatus. NCBI's taxonomy places the organism in Eukaryota, Metazoa, Chordata, Testudines, Emydidae. The record is from RefSeq and is a predicted model, not a curated record.
CCUGUCACAGGGGGUUGGGCCGUGGAGCAGCUCGCCCGGCCCGCUGCCGCCGAGUGAGAGUCUUGGGGAGGCCCGAGGCCCGCGCCCCUUCCUCUCGGUCGCGCCUUCGCCGGCCCCGCAGCGGGCGGGGCGAUGCAGCCUCCGGGCCCCCAGCAGCCGCCCCUCUACGCGCCCAGCAACGGGGACUUCACCUUCGUCUCCUCGGCCGAGGCGGAAGAUCUUAGUGGCUCUAUAGCAUCUCCAGAUGUUAAGUUAAAUCUUGGAGGAGGAGGAGAAGGAGGAGGAGGAGAAUUCAUCAAAGAAUCUACUGCAACAACAUUCUUGAGACAGAGAGGAUAUGGCUGGCUUCUGGAAGUAGAAGAUGAUGACCCAGAAGAUAACAAGCCACUUCUGGAGGAACUGGACAUUGAUCUGAAGGAUAUUUACUACAAAAUUCGAUGCGUGUUGAUGCCUAUGCCAUCUCUUGGGUUUAAUAGACAGGUAGUGAGAGAUAACCCUGAUUUUUGGGGCCCUCUGGCAGUUGUCCUCUUCUUCUCAAUGGUUUCAUUAUAUGGACAGUUCAAGGUGGUUUCUUGGAUUAUAACUAUAUGGAUAUUUGGAUCCCUGACAAUUUUUUUAUUGGCCAGGGUUCUUGGAGGAGAAGUUGCAUAUGGGCAAGUUCUUGGUGUGAUAGGAUAUUCUCUACUUCCACUCAUUGUAAUAGCACCUGUCCUCUUGGUGAUUGGAUCAUUUGAAGUUGUAUCUACACUAAUAAAACUGUUUGGAGUCUUUUGGGCUGCAUACAGUGCUGCUUCAUUACUAGUCGGAGAAGAAUUUAAGACUAAGAAGCCCCUUCUGAUUUAUCCAAUCUUUUUAUUAUACAUCUACUUCUUGUCCUUAUACACUGGGGUGUGACCUGAAGUGUUGGAUGUGGCCAGAAACAAUAUUUUAUUCACAUGCAGACUGGUAAAACAUAAGAUUAAGGAGGCUGGAGAAAAUAGGAGUGACUGUUUUGUAUCCAGUUGUUGAAAAGUUUUAAGACCUAAACACACAUUUGUGUAUAUUAUUUAAUUAAGCAAUUAUAGCUAUGUGGAUUUGUAUCAGAGUUCUAGGUUUAAGAUUCUUUAGAUUUUCAUGAAAUAAUAUAAGAACUUUGUGUUUUAUAAGAUUGUGUAGCAAAAAUACAGCUUGAUACCUGUGCCAUAAGCACCAGGACCAAAUUACUAUAUUACAUUGAACGGGAAUAUGAAAAAAUAUUGGUAAUGGUCUCAAAGUGCAAUUUUUCUUUUUAGUUAAACACAGCUGGCUUUUUUGGCACAGCAAAUUCUGUAUAUAUUUAUGAAACAAUCCUGAUGGUUCACAGAAUAGGCUCUAUAAUUGAGACAUGAAGAUAUUAGUAUUUUUAUGUUAGAACCCCAGAUUUAUUUGAUUUGGCUUUUGCGAUUUUAUAAAUUCUAAUUUACUUUGGGGGAAAAAGUGUACAUGUGUAUUUUGUAUCUAUUGCUUGUGUGUAGCAGAUAUACUCCUUGUUUAAGGAUGUACAUUGGGUUUUCAACACUUGAAGACCCAAGCAUUUGAAUUAAAAUUCGCAUUUAUAUCUCUGCCCAACGGAGCAAGACAUAUACUGUGUGACAUUAAUUCAUUAAAUGGCUUAUUUGUGGAAUCAAAUUAUUUCAUAUUUAACAAGAUCUGAAUUUGAAGUCACACAAAACAACUUUCAACUGCAGCAUUGGAGUAAGGUGUGGGAGAAGGAAGAUAAUGUAUCAAAUUUGUGACCUUGAGCAAUGUUUUAAAAUGACAAAAUAAACAGAAUGCUUCCCUAACCUUG